Molecule: messenger RNA, 3136 nt
Organism: Xiphias gladius (swordfish)
Lineage: Eukaryota; Metazoa; Chordata; Actinopteri; Istiophoriformes; Xiphiidae
Product: carcinoembryonic antigen-related cell adhesion molecule 5-like
Exons: 11
Coding region: 899-2701 (600 amino acids)
Source: RefSeq, a predicted model, not a curated record
UGGGUGAGACACAGUUCCUUAAUCUUUGGAACAUUUCACACCGAGAGAGGGGAAGUAUCUGUGAAUAUUUUUGCAUAAUCUAGUGGGAGAGAUGUGCGGUCGGCGCACAACUCUGAACUGUGUCAAGGUAUGCCUAGCCCUGCUAUGACCACUGUGAACAUUUUCAGCGCGGGCCUUCCAUACCUCGGCAGAAGUUUCAGUACCCAGUUGUUUCCCUUAAAUGAGGUGGGCGAUGGACUUUCUUCAGUUCUGUGGAACGUCGCGAAAAAUUAAGACACGGCAUCUUUAGUCUGCGGUUCGAUGGUCAAGGGGACUAUCCAAAGCAGCGUGAUGAGGAUUAAGCUCGAACCGUGGGACCUGGGCCCUUAAGAAGUGUUGCAGAAAGAGGGAAACGCGUCUGUCGCAGCUGCUGAGAAGAGGCGAGGUGAUCAUAUAUAGUGAACGUACAUAAGAAUACUACAGACAUCUCCGUCUUUUAAACUUGCAGUGGGACGUGUUGGAGCCAAGUAGUUUUGGGAAAUGUGUUUUAGUCGUCUAGCGGGUUUCCAUAUUGAAGAGCCCCCAUAAGAUUUCACUCUGUUGUUAUGAAUCUGAUCCUGGAUUCUGCUGUGCUCUGUGUUACAACGGUACAGAGAGCUGCAGCCAACUGCAUUUGGACGGACAACACGAUGGAUCUGCCAGCGAGCGACGAUGCCUGGCCGCCUUGCCGCACUCUCCAAUGUCUUCACCCUCAUACGUAUCCCAAGCUUCGGGGUCUGUGAAGGUGCAAGCAGUGAGGCUAUUCCCGGUAGCCUGGGGACCAACUCACCUGACUCGUUUUGUGUUUCGCGGAGAGGAAGAACAUUGGGCAGACUGAUUGUUUACAGACCGACCAGAUAAAGAGACACGAGGAGCCGCUAUGGUUUCAACAGCAGCAGCAGCCAGUGGAUUUGUCCUUGUCCUUCUCUCUGUGCCAGUGGUACGGGGUUACAAUGACUGGGGAGUGACUUACGCUUCUACUAAGAUCUGCGCCUUAAAAGGAUCAACGGUGGAGAUGAACUGCACCUACAGGUUCCCAUCUGGAAUAAACUCUGUUUCAACCAAAGUUGAGGACACAUUCUGGUUUACAAAAGCGAGUAAUUACAUUUACGUGGAUCUGAGAACAGACCCCGACUAUUGGGAUCGUGUGGAGUAUCGCUGUAAAAACGACGACUGCACUCUGAGAAUCGCCGACCUGAGAGAGAGCGACUCCGCUGUGUACAGGUUCAGGUUCAUAACGAACCAGCCAGGUGGGAGUUUUACUGGUUCACCCGGAGUCACUUUGUCUGUCACAGAUCUCCAGGUGCAGGUGAGGAGAUCGGAUCCACCCACCACCUCGGCGGUGCUGAAGUGCCACAGCACUUGCCCGCCCGGUACCGCUUCCUAUGUCUGGUACAAGAAUGGACAGAAAAUAGAGGACACAUCCCCUCUUUAUGCAGUCAAAGCCAAUGACUCUGCACACACUUAUUCUUGUGCUCUAAAAGAAUAUGAGGCCUUCCACUCUCCUUCAGUGUAUGCUCCAAAGCUUCCCUCUGUGUCAGCGACUCCCUCCGGUGACAUGGUGGAGGGCAGCUCCGUGAAUCUGACCUGUAGCAGUGACGCUAACCCCGCAGCUAAUUACACCUGGUACAAGGGGAACCAAACACUGCACAGGAGGGAGGCUCGGCUCGUCUUCGGGUCCAUCCAGUCCUCCGACUCCGGAGCUUAUUACUGCACAGCUGAGAACGAGCUGGGGAGGGACACAUCUGAAUGUGUCUUGAUUAAUGUGAAGUAUGCUCCAAAGCUUCCCUCUGUGUCAGCGACUCCCUCCGGUGACAUAGUGGAGGGCAGCUCCGUGAAUCUGACCUGUAGCAGUGACGCCAACCCCGCAGCUAAUUACACCUGGUACAAGGGGAACCAAACACUGCUUCAGGGACCGGAAGGCUUUUAUCAUUUCACUUCCAUCAGCUCAGAGGACAGAGGGUUUUACCGCUGCAAGGCUGAGAAUCAGUUUGGACGGAUCCACUCUACGUCUCUAUACUUGGAUGUCCAGUAUCCUCCAAAGCUUCCCUCUGUGUCAGCGAGUCCCUCCGGUGACAUAGUGGAGGGCAGCUCCGUGAAUCUGACCUGUAGCAGUGAUGCUAACCCUGCAGCUAAUUACACCUGGUACAAGGAGCAGGAAGACUCACCGCAAGCUUCGGGACAGAUCUUCGCCAUCACCGACUACAGACCUGAACUCGGUGGGAAUUAUUACUGCGAAGCCCGGAACAGGAGGGGACGUCGUAACAACACCUUACAUCUGACUGUUGUGCAAUUCUGUCUGCAUACGUCUGGAGCAUGGAUGUUAAUAGCUGUUGGAACAAUCACGGCUAUUUUCUUUGUUGCUAUACUCAUCUCUGUCUUGCUGUGGAUUAGAAAGAGGGCUUCUAGUCAAUCGUCUAAGCCUGAACAGAGACCAGACAAAAGUACAGAGAAACAACCAGUGGAGCAGAGGGAUAACCUUCACUAUGCCAGCGUCAGCUUCUUCAUGAAAAGGGCAGCUCCCCUCUGUUCCAACGUCAGACCAGCCUUGCUCCAGGGACACGAGAAGCAAGAGGAAACAAACAGUGUCGAGUAUGCCACUGUCAUAUUUAACAGAGACUCAUGCACAAAGCCCUCAGUAACAGAAAUAAGGAAGAUGGAGAAGAUCCAGCUGCCAAAAUGACGCAAUAGGAGAGGAGCUGAUCAACAUGUUAACCCGCUCAUCGGAGUCUCCUUCAGUUAUUACUGUGGGCUUAGAGCAAUAAGCUCAAUGAGCAGCACAGCGCUUUGCUUUUAAGUAGGGUUAGAGUAACAAUAUAGUGGUUUACAUAGCAUUUCUAUUUUUGUUUUUGUUUGUUAUACUACCAUUCUCAAAGCACAAUGCUAUAAUUUGAUAUUUAAUUAUGUUAUGUAAUUUGUUAAUUGCUGGAUUGAACUCAACUGAUUCAGCCUGUGCUUUGUCGACGUGUGGAAACUUGCCAGUCAUAAAUUUUCAGUUGCAGUAGUGUAGCUUUACUAAACGUUGUUCCAGCCUGCAGCCUGAACUUUAUCUCUGAGACAGUCUGUCAGUCAGCCCCUCGGUGGUAAAUACGUCACCUGUGAAAACUGAAGUUUGAAA